AUGUUACUCUCUUCCUGGCUGCUCCUCAGCCUUGCUGCUGUGACUGCUGCUCAAACUCAAGAAGAUGCCAAGAAAUUUUUGGACAACUUUAACAAGCAAGUCGAAGACCUGUCUUACAAUAGUUCACUUGCUUCCUGGGAUUAUAACACCAAUAUUACCGAUGAAAAUGCCAAAAAAAUGAAUGAAGCUGGGAGCAAAUUAUCUGCCUUUUAUGAAGAACAAUCCAAGCUUGCCCAAAACUUCCCACUACAAGAUAUUACUGAUCCCGAAAUCAAGCUUCAGUUGCAGGCCCUGCAACAGAGUGGGUCAUCAGCACUCUCAGCAGAAAAGCUCAAACGCUUGAAUGAAAUUCUAAACAAUAUGAGCACCAUCUACAGCACUGGAGAAGUUUGCAGGCCAAAUAACCCUAAAGAUUGUUUGUUACUUGAACCAGGUUUGGAUGACAUUAUGGCAAAUAGCAAUGACUAUUAUGAAAGGCUUUGGGCCUGGGAAGGCUGGAGGUCUGUCGUUGGCAAGAAGCUGAGGCCAUUAUAUGAAGAGUAUGUGGACCUGAAAAAUGAGAUGGCAAGAGCCAACAAUUACAAGGACUAUGGGGAUUAUUGGAGAGCAGAUUAUGAAGCAGAGGGAGUGUACAGCCGUGACCAGUUGAUGAAGGAUGUGGAACAGACUUUUACAGAGAUUAAACCAUUAUAUCAACAUCUUCAUGCUUAUGUGAGGACAAAACUGAGAAAGAACUUUAGUCAAAUCGGCUCAUCUGGAUGCCUGCCUGCUCAUAUGCUUGGUGAUAUGUGGGGUAGAUUUUGGACAAACCUGUACCGCUUCACAGUUCCCUAUGGAAACAAACCAAACAUUGAUGUUACAGAUGCAAUGGUGAAUCAGAACUGGAAUGCAGAGAGGAUAUUCAAGGAGGCUGAGAAAUUCUUUGUGUCUGUUAGCCUUCCCAGUAUGACUGAAGGAUUCUGGAAGAACUCUAUGCUAACUGAGCCAACCGAUGGCCGGAAAGUGGUGUGCCAUCCCACAGCAUGGGAUAUGGGACAUAAAGACUACAGGAUCAAGAUGUGCACAAAGGUGACAAUGGAUGACUUCCUGACAGCUCAUCAUGAGAUGGGGCAUAUUCAGUAUGACAUGGCAUAUUCCAUCCAACCAUACCUGCUAAGAAAUGGAGCUAAUGAAGGAUUCCAUGAAGCCGUGGGGGAAAUCAUGUCACUUUCAGCAGCAACCCCUAGCCACUUGAAAGCUCUUGGUCUUCUGCCACAGGAUUUUGUUGAAGACAAAGAAACGGAAAUAAACUUCCUACUCAAACAAGCACUUACGAUUGUUGGAACUCUACCAUUUACUUACAUGUUAGAACAGUGGAGAUGGAAGGCCUUCAGUAAUGAAAUUCCCAAAGACCAGUGGAUGAAAAAGUGGUGGGAGAUGAAGCGAGAGAUAGUUGGGGUGAUGGAACCUUAUACCCAUGAUGAAACAUACUGUGACCCUGCAUCUCUGUUCCAUGUUGCUAAUGAUUACUCAUUCAUUCGAUAUUACACAAGGACCAUCUAUCAAUUCCAGUUUCAAGAAGCCCUUUGUAAACUAGCUAACCAUAACGGUCCUCUGCACAAAUGUGAUAUCACAAAUUCUACCGAGGCUGGCAAGAAGUUGCAUGAAAUGCUGAAGCUAGGAAAAUCGAAGCCCUGGACCGAAGCAUUGAAGAGCGUGGUAGGAUCCACCACUAUGGAUGUAAAACCACUGCUCAAUUACUUUGAGCCCUUGUUUACUUGGCUGAAAGAGCAAAACAAGGAUUCUCAUGUGGGAUGGAACUGUAGUCCACGUAAUGAUGAAAGCAUCAAAGUGAGGAUAAGCCUAAAGAAAGCUCUUGGAGAUGAAGCAUACAAAUGGAAUGAAAAUGAAAUGUACUUGUUCCAGUCAUCUAUUGCGUAUGCCAUGAGACAAUAUUUUUCAAAGAUGAAAAAUCAGACUAUUCCCUUCGGGGAGGACAAUAUUGUAGUGAGUAAUAUUAAACCAAGAAUCUCCUUCACCUUCAUGGUUACCUCACCUGCAAAUGAAUCAAUCAUCAUUCCCAGAGCUGAAGUUGAAGAAGCCAUCAGGAUGUCCCGGGACCGUAUCAACAAAGCCUUCCAGCUGGAUGACAACACUUUGGAGUUUUUGGGGAUUGAAACCACACUGGCACCCCCUUACAAGCCACCUGUCCUCAUCUGGCUGAUUAUGUUUGGCAUUGUAAUGGCAAUAGUAGUGAUUGGUAUUAUCGUGCUGAUCAUCACCGGAAUCAAAGAACGGAAGAAGAAAAGUGAAGUUGAAGCUGAAGAAAAUCCUUAUGACCUCACAGAAUGUACUAUAAGAGAUAAUACUUCAAAUACCCAAAGUAGUGACGCUGCUCAGACGUCAUUUUAG
Sorex fumeus (smoky shrew) is the source of this 2391-nucleotide messenger RNA. RefSeq names its product angiotensin converting enzyme 2 (gene ACE2). Bases 1 to 2391 code for a protein of 796 amino acids. The transcript is spliced from 18 exons. The record is from RefSeq and is a predicted model, not a curated record. Gene Ontology annotation, cellular component: plasma membrane. Gene Ontology annotation, biological process: proteolysis. Lineage: Eukaryota; Metazoa; Chordata; Mammalia; Eulipotyphla; Soricidae. Gene Ontology annotation, molecular function: metallopeptidase activity; peptidyl-dipeptidase activity.